CCGAAUUGCGGGAAAACAGUCAACGGAGCGAAAAACUGAGUUGGCACGCGCCCCACGCACAUAGUUGAUAUGAGUUUGAAAGUUUGCGAUUAUCUUCUUGUAGAGUUUGUGUUAAAGCCGCACUUUACCGAAUGGUGUUAGAUAUCGUUGUUAGCUGUUCUUUGUAGUUAGUUGUUGUGGCUGUUCUACUUGUAAUUAUCACAUGUACCUCAAAAACCACUUCAACCACCAAGCAGAAAAAAAGUAGGCCUCCAUCAAAUGCAACUGGCUUCAAAAAUAACAAAACUAACCCAACAACCGUCUGCAACCAGCUUCGAAAAAGUAACGUCGACAAAAAUCCGAAUCUUUGCGCAGGCGCGUUUCCAAAAAUUUCAAAAUGUUCGCGCUCCGAAAAAUGUCGCUGGUGAACAGCAACCACGUGUCUGCAGCGACGCCGGCCGCCGCGACGGCGAACGUCAACCACGAAAAUUUUUCGGCGCACAAUUCGCCCGGUCAGCACAAGAAACCGGUGAGGUUGAAAAACGUCGCCACCAGGUCAGAAGCGUUCGAUUCGUUGCACAUCAAGCCGUGCGAGACUUCGCCAUGUACAUCUCAAGUGUGUCUGGGCAGUAUGAUGGGUCAACCUGGGCGAAUCGAACCCAGAUCGCCUCAGGACGUUUUGAAACAUGCAAAGGAUUUUCUGGAUCAGUAUUUUACAUCGAUAAGAAGAUCCCAGAGUCCCGCUCAUACUGCGAGAUGGGAACAAGUGCAAAAGGAAAUCAACAGUACGGGGUCUUACCAGCUUACCGAGACCGAGUUAAUUUACGGUGCCAAGUUGGCUUGGAGAAAUUCGGUGAGAUGUAUUGGUAGGAUUCAGUGGUCGAAGUUGCAGGUUUUUGACUGCAGAUAUGUGACAACUACCAGUGGAAUGUUCGAAGCCCUUUGCAACCACGUUAAAUACAGCACCAAUAAGGGAAAUAUUAGAUCGGCAAUAACAAUCUUCCCUCAACGCACCGAUGGCACGCACGACUUCCGCGUGUGGAACUCGCAGCUUCUCGGCUACGCAGGAUACCGGCAACAGGACGGCUCUGUCAUAGGCGACCCGAUGAACGUCGAGUUCACCGAGCUCUGCCAGAAGUUGGGGUGGAAAUCCGCGGGAUCGCGAUGGGACGUUCUGCCCCUGGUGCUCUCCGCCAACGGACACGACCCAGAUUAUUUCGAUGUACCCAUGGAGUACGUCUUGGAGAUACCCCUAAGCCAUCCGACUUUAAACUGGUUUGAAGAUCUAGGCUUAAAAUGGUACAGUCUCCCUGCAGUCUCCAACAUGAUGUUCGACUGCGGAGGCAUCCAAUUUACUGCUGCACCUUUUAACGGUUGGUACAUGAGCACCGAAAUCGGCUGCAGAAAUUUGUGCGACACGCACCGAUUGAACAUGAUGGAGAUAAUCGCGUUAAAAAUGGGACUCGACACUCGCACCCCCGUCACCCUGUGGAAAGACAAGGCUCUAGUGGAAUGCAACGUUGCCGUCUUGCACAGUUUUCAGCAGAAAGGCGUCACGAUCGUGGACCACCACACGGCUUCCGAGUCGUUCAUGAAGCACCUGGAGAACGAAGUGAGGUUAAGGCACGGAUGCCCGGCCGACUGGGUCUGGAUUGUGCCGCCUCUAAGCGGAUCGGCCACUCCGGUCUUCCAUCAAGAGAUGGCGCUGUAUUAUUUGAAGCCUUCCUACGAGUACCAGGAACCCGCCUGGAAAUCCCACGUCUGGAAAAAAGGCAGGGAGUCUGGAAAGAGCAAAAAACCAAGACGGAAGUUCCAUUUUAAACAGAUCGCGCGUGCUGUCAAAUUUACCUCCAAACUGUUCGGUAGAGCGUUAUCCAGGAGGAUAAAGGCAACGGUGCUCUACGCGACAGAAACUGGAAAAUCUGAGGGUUAUGCCAAAAAGUUGGGUGAAAUUUUCGGGCAUGCUUUUAACGCACAAGUUUAUUGUAUGUCCGAUUAUGACAUUUCCAGUAUUGAACAUGAAGCUCUUUUGAUAGUUGUGACCUCUACGUUUGGUAAUGGAGAUCCACCGGAGAAUGGUGAAGAAUUCGCGAAAAAUCUCUACACGCUUAAAAUGAACGAAAACGGCAUAUCUAAUGGAGAUCCAGGAAAAUUAAGCAUGACGAUGGCGACUUCGAAAUCCUUCAUAAAAGCGAACAGUCAAAGUGAAAUUGCAACUGUUAAACGGCUGGAUAGACUGGAUUCUUUAAGAGGUUCUGUCAGCGAACCUUUAUUGGAGGACACAUUUGGGCCUUUAAGUAACGUACGAUUUGCCGUUUUUGGCCUGGGAUCCAGCGCCUACCCAAACUUCUGCGCUUUCGGGAAAUACGUCGACAACCUUUUGGGAGAAUUGGGUGGCGAAAGACUAAUAAAACUGGCAACAGGGGACGAAAUGUGCGGACAAGAGCAAGCCUUCAGAAAAUGGGCACCACAGAUCUUCAAAGUAGCUUGUGAGACGUUUUGUUUGGAUGAUGACGAUACGUUUUUGGAAGCCACAAUCACACUACAAAGUCAAUCGAUUACAGAACAAACUGUAAGACUUGUGGAGUGUAAAGCUGAUGCUCUUACAGCUGGAUUAGAGAAAUGCCAUAACAAAAAAGUUGCACCAUCGCGACUUCUAAAACGUACAAACCUCCAUGGGGAGAAAUCCUCCAAAGCUACCCUCUUGCUGGAAUUCGAAAGUAAUAUGAAGUACAACCCUGGCGAUCACGUAGGCGUAUUCUGCAUGAACAAACCAGAGUUGGUGGAAAAAAUCUUGAGAAGACUCAAAGGAGUGCCCAAUCUGGAAACUCCAGUGGAGUUGCAAAUCUUGAACGAAAGCCAUACGUCGAAUGGUGUUGUGAAAACCUGGACGCCUCACGAAAGGUUGCCAUCCUGUUCGGUUAGAGAAUUAUUGGGGAGAUACUUGGAUAUAACUACACCACCUUCUCAUAAUUUACUCCAGCAAUUCGCUGAUAUCGCGACUGAUGAACAGGAUCAGAAAAAAUUAAAUCUUCUGGCAACAGACUCUGCCGCAUAUGAGGAUUGGCGCCACUGGCGGUUUCCAAAUUUAGCUGAAGUUUUAGAGGAAUUCCCAUCGGUGCAGCCGUACGCUCCUCUACUUUUAGCCCAGCUGAGCAUCCUGCAGCCCAGGUUCUAUUCGAUUUCGUCUAGCCCAGCUAUGCAUCCAAACCAACUGCAUCUGACUGUGGCCGUGGUAGUUUACAAAACAGAAGAUGGGGAAGGACCUUUACAUUAUGGAGUGUGUUCGAAUUAUCUUCAUGAUGUUCCUGAAGGAGAUGAAGUUUGUCUAUUUGUCAGAAGUGCUCCCAAUUUCUAUCUGCCAAACGACCCCUCCAGGCCCGUUAUCCUUGUUGGGCCUGGCACUGGAAUUGCUCCGUUCAGGUCGUUCUGGCAACACCGCUAUGUGCAGACACGCAAUAAAAACCUCAAAAUUGGAAAGAUGUGGCUGUUUUUCGGGUGCCGCACGAAAGACAUGGACUUAUACAAGGACGAAAAAAAUCACAUGAAAAUUUCCGGGGUUUUGGAUAAAGUUUUUCUGGCUUUGUCGAGGCAACCCAACAUACCAAAAACUUACGUUCAAGAUUUGGCCCUAAACGAGGCGGCGGAAGUAUAUAGAUAUUUGGUUUUGGAAAAAGGACAUUUCUAUGUUUGCGGUGAUUGUACAAUGGCUGAGCAUGUGUACCAAACGUUAAAAACCAUAAUUCAAAAGUAUGGAAGUAUGAAUGAUCAACAGGUGCAGAGCUACAUGUUAUCUUUAAGGGACGAGAAUAGGUAUCAUGAAGACAUAUUUGGAAUAACAUUAAGAACGGCUGAAGUGCACAAUCGUUCGCGAGAAUCCGCCAGAAUUCGUAUGGCAUCGGAACCUUAACGCAAAUUUUCAUUAAGACAUCAAAUUUUUAAUAACUAACAUUAAAUUAAAUUUAUAUAUAAUAAAAAAUUAAUGGUAAUAACACUAAAAGAAAACAACCGUUUUUAAUCGACACUAAAACAAACAAAAAUGUCAUCAAAUGAACUUUUUAUUCAUCUACUCAUCUAUUGACUAAUGUAUAUAAAUAUACUCUUGUAUAUUAUUAAUCUCGCACAAAGAAAGUUCGAAUUGUUACUGAACGAUAUAUGCACUAAAUAUAUGAGAAUAAAAAAAUUCUUUAUGUGAUCAUUAUCUACAAAUAAUUAUUGAAUUGUGAUUUUAAAUGCUUCUAUUAUAAAUCUUGUUGUUGUAAAUUACAAUAUCAUCGAAUUUAUGUAUAUGCAAUAUAACUAAUUUAAUAUUAAUUCAAUAAAAAUAUUUAAUGACUAAAAUGUGUUUUUU
Molecule: messenger RNA, 4330 nt
Organism: Brassicogethes aeneus
Lineage: Eukaryota; Metazoa; Arthropoda; Insecta; Coleoptera; Nitidulidae
Source: the annotation of a GenBank genome assembly